Messenger RNA from Suillus clintonianus, 837 nucleotides. RefSeq lists its product as uncharacterized. The record is from RefSeq and is a predicted model, not a curated record. Gene Ontology annotation, biological process: isoleucyl-tRNA aminoacylation. NCBI's taxonomy places the organism in Eukaryota, Fungi, Basidiomycota, Agaricomycetes, Boletales, Suillaceae. The transcript is spliced from 9 exons. The annotation marks the transcript as partial. Gene Ontology annotation, molecular function: ATP binding; isoleucine-tRNA ligase activity. Gene Ontology annotation, cellular component: cytosol.
CAAUCUUUGAAGGACGCCAGUACAGACCCCAAAGCCCAUUCGAAGACUCUUCUCUUGCCAAAGACUUCAUUUCCGCUCUGGGUAGACUCAGCAAAGUCCAAGUCGUUGCUGAGAAGUAAGACUUGCCAACAGCUGUAUCGAUGGCAGACUCAGAAUGCGCACGAACCACUCUUUGCUCUGCUCGAUGGCCCUCCUUACGCGAGCGGUCACCUUGACAUUGGACAUGCUUUAAAUAAGAUUAUAAAAGACAUCAUCAACAGGUAUCAAGUCUUGACAGGUCAUCGAGUACGCUACCACCCUGGCUGGGAUUGCCAUGGUUUACCUAUUGAAAAUAAGGCUCUACAGGAGUUGAAGUUUUGCAUAAUGGCCGAUUGGAGUCCAAAAACGACCUUCCGCACACUUGACCAUGGCUAUGAAAUUUGUCAGCUUCAGGUAUUUCAGCCAAUGGUAGAGCAAGGUCUUAUUUACCGGCACUACCGACCAUCCAUGCGACCUUUCUGCUGGACUCGCAUACUGAAAUCGCGAGCGCUGCUCUUCGAAAAGUCUUGAACAAGGAGCCUUUGGCAAGUUUGUUAGUAUGGACCACUACACCUUGGACUCUAACAGCAAACAUGGUGUGCGUGAGUUUUUCUCAAUUUUAGCAUCCUCAUAGUAUCCUUCGUUAGGGCAUUGCUAUUCAUCCAGAAUUGACUUACAGUUUCAUGCGCUCAUCUAUCAAGGAGGAUGCCCUUGUUGUUGUGAAAGAUCGUCUUGUCACGCUGGAGCACCUCAUCGGACCCUACGAGGUUAUUGCUGAAAUCAAGGGCGCAGAUCUGGCAUCAAGCUUAACGACAGUAA